UUAUUUUAAAGCCGUCAUUACAGUACAGAGGAAAAGGAAGAAAAUGGCGGCGAUCAUCAUUCUCUGUUCAUCACCUACAUUGUAAGACAAUUUCAGUCUCUUUGCACCAGUGGACCUUGAAUUACAGCCCAGGACAAAACUCCGGUUUUAUUUUUUAUUUAUUAAUCGUUCUAAGCUUUUCUCCAAGCAACUUUUUUCGCCAAACUAUUUGUCGCCAGGUCCAAACAAAUGAGAGCAGGUGUGUUUCACUAACAGUCGACUACUGAGGAGGAAGAUAUGGCGCCUGCAGGUGGAGCUGUUGUGAUCCUUACGUCAGUGCAGCUUUACCGACAUCUCCUCAGGUGCUGCAGGCAGCUGCCCACCGCAGCCAUGCAGCAACACUAUAAACACGCAAUAAGACAGGGUUACAACAGUCACUGUGAUGAAGAUGACCCAGGGAGGAUCCAAGUGAUAAUCCAACGAGCUGUAGAAGAUGCUGAGUGGAUUCUUAAUAAGUACACCAAGAAGUGAGUAAAUCUCAACCCAAUCUCAUAACCGAGAAUGUCUGUUGAAGUUAACUUCCCUGCUCAUGGACAUCUUAUUCUAUGGAGUCUAAUAUAAAAGAAAAAUGUAAAUAUUGAAAAUUGUACUUUCUUGUAAAUACAUUAAAUUUAAAGUACUCUA
This is a messenger RNA of Cynoglossus semilaevis (tongue sole), 663 nucleotides long. It is a transcript of the gene lyrm9, whose product is annotated as LYR motif containing 9. The coding region runs from base 277 to 510 and encodes 77 amino acids. NCBI's taxonomy places the organism in Eukaryota, Metazoa, Chordata, Actinopteri, Pleuronectiformes, Cynoglossidae. The transcript is spliced from 4 exons. The record is from RefSeq and is a predicted model, not a curated record.